Molecule: messenger RNA, 894 nt
Organism: Mollisia scopiformis
Lineage: Eukaryota; Fungi; Ascomycota; Leotiomycetes; Helotiales; Mollisiaceae
Exons: 3
Coding region: 1-894 (297 amino acids)
Source: RefSeq, a predicted model, not a curated record
AUGGUCGUUUUCCGGAAGGUGUCCCGGAUGCAACUUGCCAAGGCACGUCGGGCUGGCUCCCUUAUAUACUGGCUUGGUGAUGCGAUUCGACGUUCCAACAGGCUUCUAGAAGCAGCAGCAGCAGCAGUCGGUGCUGGCUUCCUCUGCAUCCGCCGCGUGGAAAAGAGACAAUUUCCGGAUCCCUGUGCUGGCUCGCGUCCAGCGACGCUUCACCGCCUCUUCCCAGACCAGACCAGAGACUUGUUUGCCGACCGAGCGAGUGCGAGUGCUGUCCCCUCCCCGUCAUCGACUCUCGCAGACCACCACCGGAUGAGAGGGGAGGCCGCAUAUUUGAAGACCAAGUGCGAUGAGAUGAAGUCCGUCGUCCGGCGAUGGAUCAGCCAAAUGCUCCUAAAGCAGUCUGGUGCCGCUCCGCUUCCUGGAGCAAAGUCUCUUGUCGUCUCGUCCACCGCGCUGCCACGUAUCUUGCAGGACCGCUGCAUCUACACGCCGGAAUAUGCAGCUACAGCCUUCAUACAUCUAGAUCAGAGCUUCGUGCAUUACCCUUUGACGCACGACGGAGGGGGGUUUCAUUCGCAAUUGAUUCAAUUGGAAUUGUGUCUGUCGGCGGGCGGGUCUUCUAGUGAUAUUAAGAGCUUCGUCGUCUGGCUGUCUGCUGCUCCUGCUCCUGCUCUCUUUCUAAAAGAUCUUGCUGCCAUUGUUGUUGUUCUGCGCGCUUGCUUUGUACCUCGAAAAGCCCUCAGACGCGUCUUGUCGUCGUCCAACGCUCGUUCAAUUGUGGGAUCAGCAAGUCCCCAGCAGCCGUCCAAGACUUCUCUGUGCGCCCUUUGCUUCUGUUGCACGGCGCCUGCGUAUUCUGAGAACUCAAUUGACCGUUUUCCGGCUGCAAUCUGA